Molecule: messenger RNA, 781 nt
Organism: Laccaria bicolor S238N-H82
Lineage: Eukaryota; Fungi; Basidiomycota; Agaricomycetes; Agaricales; Hydnangiaceae
Exons: 6
Coding region: 1-552 (183 amino acids)
Biological process (GO): rRNA processing
Cellular component (GO): Mpp10 complex; small ribosomal subunit; small-subunit processome
Molecular function (GO): snoRNA binding; rRNA binding; structural constituent of ribosome
Source: RefSeq, a predicted model, not a curated record
AUGGUCCGUAAACUCAAGUACCAUGAGCAAAAGCUCCUCAAAAAGGUCGACUUUCUCAAUUGGAAGCAAGAUGCCAACCUUCGAGAAAUUAAAGUUAUGCGCAGGUACCAUAUCCAGGACAGAGAGGAUUACCACAAAUACAACAAGCUUUGCGGUUCCCUACGUUCCUACGCCCACAGACUUUCUCUCUUACCAGCACAAGACCCUUUCCGAAGUCGCAUGGAGGGCCAACUGUUGUCCAAACUCUACGACAUGGGUGUUUUGAACACAUCAGCAAAACUAAGUGAUGUUGAAAACAAAUUGACGGUCGCUGCGUUUUGCCGCAGGCGAUUAGCUGUCUUCAUGUGCAUGUCAAAGAUGGCUGAGACCGUCAGUGCGGCGGUUAAAUUUAUUGAGCAAGGUCAUGUUCGUGUGGGUCCCGAUACCAUCAAUGAUCCCGCGUUUCUCGUAACCAGACACAUGGAGGACUUUGUGACAUGGGUGGACACAUCGAAACUGAAACGCACUAUAAUGGAGUAUAACGACGAGCUGGAUGAUUUCGAUCUCCUUUGAGAGGGUAAUAUCAUUGGUAAAUACCGCCCAAGUUGGCCAACAUCCCGAACUGCAGCAUAACCACCGCCUGAAGCAUUCUGGCCUGAUUGCCUUCCAAAGCCCACAUUGGUGCCGAGGAUAUUUCACGGAGUUAGUACAGGAGACGGCAUCGCUGCAGGCGAAGUUCGGGGGAGAAAUAACCAGGAUAUUCCGAGUUGUCCUUAGAAAUAAAUACAUGACUUUCCUUUUC